AUGGCUACUUCUGUCAAAGAUACGUCUUUGUCUUUAAAUGAAUUAAGGAUCGAACUGAAGAAACGAGGAGCGAAGUUGUCCGGAAGAAAAAUUGAUUUAGUUGAAAGGUUAGAAGCAUACAGGAGAAAUUAUAAUUUUGGUCGGAAUGAUUUGAUUAAUGCUGUAGAAUAUAGAGUUAAAACACCAGUAGAUGAUUUAUAUAGAGAUAUCAACAGCAAUACAGAAUUUGUACAUAUUCGUUUGGAAAAUGUUACUUCAUAUUUAUCCCUCUUUGAUAAACAUUUUGAUAAAAAAUCAAAACUUUUGUAUGAUGAACAAUUUUUGAAAUAUGUCCGAGUAACUAAAGUAGACGAUCUUUUUUAUGUAAAGUCUGCAUGUUGUGCUGAAAUGAAGAAUUCCUGCUCUUAUGUUAUUAAUAUAUGUUUUGACAAUACAGGAUCCAUCGUAGAGAGUGAAUGUGAAUGUGCUGCAGGAAUGGGACCAAACUCAUACCAAGCAUGUAUGUACUGUUUUGUAUGCUUGUGUUGA
Molecule: messenger RNA, 528 nt
Organism: Lottia gigantea (owl limpet)
Lineage: Eukaryota; Metazoa; Mollusca; Gastropoda; Lottiidae
Exons: 2
Coding region: 1-528 (175 amino acids)
Source: RefSeq, a predicted model, not a curated record